Molecule: messenger RNA, 953 nt
Organism: Cuscuta europaea
Lineage: Eukaryota; Viridiplantae; Streptophyta; Magnoliopsida; Solanales; Convolvulaceae
Source: the annotation of a GenBank genome assembly
GCAUAACGCACGCCGAGACCUGCCAUUUGUCCGGCCCAAGUUGCGACAUUGCUCAAACCCUUGGGACUCACCAUAUCCACUAUUUUGCAAGGCACAAUCCCAUCGGCCUCAGCUGGCUGGGAAGAAAAAAUGGGGAGCAGAUUGGGAAGAAGAGUUAUACACUUCGCUAAUCUACCAAUUAAACUUCUUAUGCCCUCGUCCUUCUCCAAUAUUACUGAAAUUUCUCUCAAAACCAUUCCCUCCGCUACCAAGAUUGAGAUCAAGAGGGUUUUGGAGUCCCUCUACGGAUUCGAAGUCGAGAAGGUGCAAACCCUAAAUAUGGAUGGGAAGAAAAAGAAGCGAGGUGGGUUAUUGAUCGCCAAGCCGGACUACAAAAAGGCAUAUGUUACCCUGAAGAAUCCCUUGUCCAUGUCAUCAGAUCUAUACCCAAUCGGACUGAUUGAGCAGUACAAGAAGGAAGCCAAAAAUAAGUCAAAAUCCAGCAUCAUCGAGGAAGGUGAACCAAAGAAGAUGCAUUGGCUUGAAGAGAAGAAAGAAAGGGGGAAAUCGAGACCCGAUACAAGGUUUUGCGGCGGAGAUCGGUCCAGGAAUGUUCGUCGGGGUGGUUCUGAGGCGUCUGAAGCUGUAAAGUUCCCCUGGAGUAGCAUGAGGUCUUUUGCUGGCAGGUAGGAUUUUAAACUUGAAACUUUAAAAAGUGAACUUAUUUUGCAUUUGAACAACUGUUUGCAAUGCUAAUGAGUAAUGAAUAGGGUUGAUACUAAUAUUUGAUGAAUAGUUUUCAGUUGCCUGUAUCACUCUUUGUUUUUGCUUUUUUAUUUUGUUUUCUUUAGCCUAUAUCUGUAGUUUGAAAUCUCCAAUGGCAUGUGAAAUUAAUGUAAAAACAGGUUUGGUGUCGCUGGAAUUUGAGUUAUUCCUUUCCUCAAUCUGAUCCAUGUUAUAUCUCAAUCAUUCCC